AUGCAGAUCUGUGACAACUUCCUCACACGACUGCUAUGCCAGCUAGAAGAACAUUUGCAGUGGCUGGCACGUGGAAACGGGACCGAUCUGCCGCCUCAAUGGGGCCACAUAACAACACGUCGUGAACCCGCCGGCAAUACUGCCCACGGGUUUGUUCUGCAUAUCAACGGACCAGGAGAAGGCGAGAUGUUUACCAUCAUGGUGGAUGGAGACGAGGCAGCAUCUGCAUUGGAGGCCAAAAUGCAAGACUACGACAAGAUGAGUCUUGCACUUGCUCGAGCCGUUACCCAAGCGUCAAGCCUAUUUCAGCUCCAGCAGACACCUAAUCACAUAACAUCUACAGACAAGGCUGCCCAGGCUCACAUUGCUUUGCUGAAGCGUUACAACGACGUCCGUGAUGUAAGCCAGCAGCUCAUUGGUAUCAUCGCCGACAGCAGAGGCCUGUCCGUUCGGGCCCUUUACGAAAAUGACGCCUAUGGUGUGGGCAUAGACGAUUAA
Molecule: messenger RNA, 498 nt
Organism: Grosmannia clavigera kw1407
Lineage: Eukaryota; Fungi; Ascomycota; Sordariomycetes; Ophiostomatales; Ophiostomataceae
Product: DNA repair protein, swi5
Exons: 4
Coding region: 1-498 (165 amino acids)
Biological process (GO): meiotic joint molecule formation; double-strand break repair via homologous recombination; meiotic DNA recombinase assembly involved in reciprocal meiotic recombination
Cellular component (GO): Swi5-Sfr1 complex; Swi5-Swi2 complex
Source: RefSeq, a predicted model, not a curated record